Messenger RNA from Phycodurus eques (leafy seadragon), 900 nucleotides. RefSeq names its product immunoglobulin superfamily, member 5a (gene igsf5a). The coding region runs from base 1 to 900 and encodes 299 amino acids. The record is from RefSeq and is a predicted model, not a curated record. Gene Ontology annotation, biological process: cell-cell adhesion. The transcript is spliced from 7 exons. NCBI's taxonomy places the organism in Eukaryota, Metazoa, Chordata, Actinopteri, Syngnathiformes, Syngnathidae.
AUGGACAUUGAUUCGUGCAUCUGGCUAAUACUGUGUGCAACUGGAGUGACGGGACAGUUCCAAGUGGAGCCUCUUGAUUCCACAGUUCUGAAAGGCUCGGAUGCACGAUUCAACGCCACUGUGCUGGGGAAAUGGGAGGUCAUGACUUGGAAUGUGCGAGGUUUUCUGGUCCUCACCGUUCCCAGAAGUGGUAACAUAUCCUCGUCCUCGGAACAGUUUUCUGCCUCCUUCUGUUCCGCUGACGACACCGGCUGUGUGGCGUUCACCAUCCGCAACACUUCCCGUAUGGAGGCUGGGCCGGUCAUCUGCACUGUACAGGGAGACUAUGGAUCAAAGUCAGCACUGCUACAUGUUGAAGAGAGCGGCACAGUCCAGAUCAAGGAAGGUGAUAUGAAGGUGGUCCAAGACGAGGAGGUGGAGUUCAACUGUGUGACCUCAGCUUGGUUUCCUAGCCCUGUGGUCAGCUGGAACCUGAAUGGUGACACUGUGGAUAGCAGCCAUUACAACAGUACUCACGUGGCUCAUGGAGAUUCCUUCAACUCCUCCAGUGUCCUGAAGUUUCACGCUGUGAAAAAUUCGAUGGUGGAGUGUUUGGCGAUGCUGCAAACGCUAUCAAACCCGCUAUCCACCUCGGUCCACUUUGUGGUCGUGCCCAGGCCUCCAGACUGGACCGUCCUGAUAGCUGUGGUUUGCUCCUUUGGAGGUUUUGCUCUGGUAGUUUUACUCAUCCUUGGGAUAAUCUUUUGCUACAAACGCAAGAAAGAAAAAGAACCCAACUACCAAGAUGAAAUGACUAAAAGAGUAAGGACACAGAGCCAGUUGAGUGGGCUGAGACCACCUGGACACAAACAAGGUCGAGUCAAUGCAGAUUAUGUGACAGAUGGUCAAACAAAUGCCUGA